AUGAAACCGUACUUUGGAUUGAGAGGCGGUGCCCUCAAUAUUAUGAUCAGUAUCAUUGCCGGUCUUGAUUUUUUACUUUUUGGUUAUGACCAGGGUGUUAUGGGUGGUCUUCUGACCCUGAACUCAUUCGUCGCCACCUUCCCAGAUAUCGACACGACCAAGGCCGGCUUGGUUGGCCUCAGCAGGCCUGAGCAGAGCCAACGCUCUACCGUCCAGGGUAUUACGAUUGCCUCAUACAACUUGGGCUGUUUCUUCGGUGCUAUCUUCUGCAUCUGGAUUGGAAACUACCUCGGUCGUCGCAAGACAAUCUUCGUCGGCUCCAUCAUCAUGGUCGUCGGCGCAACACUGCAGUCCUGCGCCUUCUCCCUUCCCCAUUUGAUCAUCGGCCGUAUUGUGACUGGUCUUGGAAAUGGUAUGAAUACCUCCACUGUCCCUACUUGGCAAUCUGAGUGCAGCAAGUCGCACCACCGGGGUCAGCUCGUCAUGCUGGAGGGGGCUUUGAUUGCCGGUGGAAUCACGAUCAGUUACUGGAUCGAUCUUGGAUUCUCCUUCCUCGACCCUAGCUCAGUGGCCUGGCGCUUCCCGAUCGCCUUCCAGAACCUCUUCGCUCUGGUAAUCAUGUGCUUUGUACUGCCGCUACCUGAGUCCCCUCGCUGGUUGAUUCUCAAGGGCCGCGAGGAAAAGGCCCUGGAGGUUCUCUCUGCCAUCCUGGAUAUGCCCGAGGACGACCCCUAUGUGCACUCCGAGUUCGCCGCGAUCAAGGACGCCGUUCUGGCUGCUUCAGGUGUCAGCUUCCGCGAUCUCCUGACUAUGGACGAGAACCGCCACUUCCACCGUGUCUUCCUCGCCUACGUCAACCAGGUGUUCCAGCAGAUUUCAGGUAUUAACCUCAUUACUUACUAUGCCGCUACUAUCUAUGAGAAAUCAAUGGGGAUGGACAGCCUGAUGUCACGGAUUCUGGCUGCUUGUAAUGGAACUGAGUACUUUCUUGCGUCGCUGAUCCCUAUCUUCGUCAUUGAGAAGAUUGGUCGUCGCACACUGAUGCUGGUCGGUGCUGCGGGCAUGUCCAUUUCCAUGGCGGUCCUUGCUAUCACCACUAGCUUCGUCGGCCAGAGCAAGCCCGGUAUCGCCGCUGCGGUGUUCUUGUUCGUCUUUAACACAUUCUUUGCCUGGGGAUGGCUGGGUAUGACUUGGCUGUAUCCUGCGGAGAUUGUUCCUCUCCGCAUCCGCGCCCCCGCCAACGCCCUGGCUACCUCCGGAAACUGGAUCUUCAACUUCCUGGUCGUCAUGAUCACGCCCAUUGCCUUCGACUCAAUCGGCUACCGGACCUACAUCAUUUUUGCUGUUAUCAACGCCUUCAUCUUCCCCGUCGUUUACUUCUUCUACCCCGAGACCGCAUACCGAUCUCUCGAGGAAAUGGACAGCAUUUUUCACAAGACCACGAGCAUUUUCAACGUCGUUUUCGUCGCUCACAAUGAGCCCCACCGCUAUGGCAAGCACGGCGAGCUCCUCAUCAACUACCAGACCACUGAGGUACAUCUGCGCCGCGUGAGCUACGUCUCCGAAAAGAAGGUCAGGCCUCUCUCGUUGGGCUCGGAUCUGGAGGGUGGCAAGGGCACGCAUGUCGAAAGUCACGACAGUGUGUCAGAUAGCGGCUAA
Penicillium canariense is the source of this 1659-nucleotide messenger RNA. RefSeq names its product sugar porter family MFS transporter. Lineage: Eukaryota; Fungi; Ascomycota; Eurotiomycetes; Eurotiales; Aspergillaceae. Gene Ontology annotation, cellular component: membrane. The record is from RefSeq and is a predicted model, not a curated record. The coding region runs from base 1 to 1659 and encodes 552 amino acids. Gene Ontology annotation, molecular function: carbohydrate:proton symporter activity. The transcript is spliced from 6 exons. Gene Ontology annotation, biological process: carbohydrate transport; transmembrane transport.